AUGGACGGCUGGGCGCUGGUGGUGGUGAACGCGCUGCUGGCGGCAGUGUGCGCGGGCGGGCUCGGCCGCGACGUGCUGCACAACGAGGUGCUCCACAAGGACGGGGGGCUCCGCGGCGGCGGGGAGCCGGCCGCGGUCACGGUGCCGCUGCUCCGCGGCAGUCCCGACAAGGAGGGCGGCGGAGUGGCCUCCGGCGACGACUUCAGCGAGCCGCCCAGAGUUGCUUUCUUGGCCAAGCCUCAAGGCCUGGUUACUCCCAAGAAAAAGGGGAAUGGGAAUAAAAGAAGAAAAGGAAAAGGCCUGGGGAAGAAGAGAGACCCGUGUCUGCGAAAGUACAAGGAUUUCUGCAUUCACGGGGAAUGCAAAUACAUCAAAGAGCUGGGCGCUCCAUCCUGCAUAUGCCAGCCGGGAUAUCACGGUGAGAGAUGUCAUGGACUCUCGCUGCCCGUGGAGCACCCCCCCAGCACAUACGACCACACCACAGCACUGGCCGUGGUCGCUGUGGUCCUGUCCUCACUGUGUCUUGUCAUCAUUGCAGCUCUGCUGAUGCUGAGGUGCCACAAAAGGGGUGUCUACGAUGUAGAAAACGAAGAGAAAAUCAAGCUGGGCAUCACUGUGAACCACUGAGGAUGCCACGUGCCAGCAAGG
This is a messenger RNA of Nothoprocta perdicaria, 648 nucleotides long. It is a transcript of the gene HBEGF, whose product is annotated as heparin binding EGF like growth factor. The coding region runs from base 1 to 627 and encodes 208 amino acids. Gene Ontology annotation, biological process: epidermal growth factor receptor signaling pathway; positive regulation of cell population proliferation; positive regulation of mitotic nuclear division. The record is from RefSeq and is a predicted model, not a curated record. Gene Ontology annotation, molecular function: heparin binding. Lineage: Eukaryota; Metazoa; Chordata; Aves; Tinamiformes; Tinamidae. The transcript has 5 exons.